AUGCAGACUGGUGAGCAUCAUCCACUGGUGGCCCCAAAGUCUCUGUCGCCUUUCAUGAUGCGUACUUACUCCUUUGCCCACCUUACUGCUCACGCUUUCAGUUAAGGACGCCGUCAACAACGUCUCUGAGACCAUCCAGGGCAAGGGCCACGAGGCUUCCGCCGAGGCUAACAAGGGUGAGCAUCUCAUCUCCUCACCUUCACUCACCCCGCACGUAUGCUAAAUGUUCCUUCCUCAACGCCACUCGCCUCAGGUGUCGCAAAGGACUCCAACGCUUCUCUCGGCAACCGCGCAGAGGCUGCCAAGGACUACGUUGGUGACAAGAUCGACCAGAACAAGCACGAGGGCAAGGCUGAGCUCCACGAGCAAAAGCUCAAGCAGUAA
Molecule: messenger RNA, 384 nt
Organism: Ceraceosorus bombacis
Lineage: Eukaryota; Fungi; Basidiomycota; Exobasidiomycetes; Ceraceosorales; Ceraceosoraceae
Source: the annotation of a GenBank genome assembly